CAGUCAGUGUGAAGAGAGACAGAAGAACUGCAGAACCAACAGAAGCUCCUCCUUCAGUCUGCCGAUCCGUUGAGAUGUUCCGCUUCAGGAUGAAUUUCUGCCUGUUGUCUCUCCUCUUCCCUUUGGUGUCCUCCAUCAUGGCCGACGUCCCUACCGCUGGCUGCAAAAUCAGAAUCACUGACAGAGGACUCGAUAUGUUGAAGUUUGAGACUCAGAAGUUUGUUGAAGAGGAGAUCAGUAACAUCUCGAUGCCGGAGAUGCAGGGCAAAGAAGGACGCUUCCAAUACACCAUUACUGAUGUGAAGAUAAAAGAGUUGAAUCUGACUCACGCCGAACUGCAGUUCAUUCCUGAUGUCGGAUUGUUGUUCGACGUCCAGAACUCAUCGAUCGCGCUGAGUUUCCACCGACGGAUCCUCUACUGGUUCUUUUACGACACAGGAAACAUCAAUGCGUCGGCUGAAGGAGUGAACAUCAACACGGCUCUGCAUCUGAUCAGAGACGAUGAAGGACGACUGAAGAUCAGUAACAUCACCUGUGAUGCCAAAAUUGCCAAAAUGACGGCGCAGUUCAGCGGAACGCUCGGGAAAGUUUACCACUUCCUGGCCAGCUUUCUGACAACGGGCAUGCGCUUCCUCCUCAACCAAAAGAUCUGUCCCGCUCUGAACCACGCUGCUCUGGUUCUCGUGAACUCGAUGUUGGAGACGAUCCCCGUGAGGACGGAGGUCGAUCAUUAUAUCGGUAUUGAUUAUGCUCUGAUCGGUGAUCCGGUGGUGACGCCCAGGAGCCUCGACAUGCACUUCAGGGGGAUGUUCUUCGACCUGUCCGAUCCGAACAACACGUUGGCGAACUACGCCGUCGACCCGGUCAUCAAAGAGUACGACAGGAUGGUGUACCUCGCUCUGUCCGAGUACUUCUUCGACAGCGGGUUGUAUUCCUACUACAAAGCAGGAGUCUUCCAGAUGAACAUCGUCAACGAGAAGAUGCCCAAAGACAUGGAGAUGUUGUUGAGAACCACCUACUUUGGAACCAUCAUGAUGAUGAACCCGGCUCUGAUGGACGCUCCGCUCUCACUGCAGUUCGCCGUCAACUCGCCCCCAAAGACCACCAUCAAGACGUCCGGAGCGACGGUCGUCAUGACAGCCAUCGUCAAGGUGAUGGUGCUGCCUCCAGGUCAGCCUCCGGUCCAGCUCAGCAGCAUGACCAUGGAAACAAAGUUCAAUGCUAAAGUUUCAAUGAAGGGAAAACGUCUGUCCAUUCUUGCUGACCUCCGCAGGUUUAAAAUAUACUCCAAUCAAUCAGCACUAGAAUCUCUGGCACUGAUUCCUCUGCAGGCUCCUCUAAAGACGAUGCUGCAGAUGUCCGUGGUUCCUUUAAUCAACAACUGGACAAAGAGAGGAGUUCGGAUCCCUCUGGCUGACGGGAUGGAUUUCAUUGAGGAAGUAGUUGAAUAUCACAACGGUUUCCUCGUCAUCGGGGCGAAUCUUCACUUCAGCAAAGGACUGAGGGAAAUGAUCGUAGCGAGCAAUCAGACAGCACCAGAAACCAACACUGUCUAAAUGUAUAUAUGAACAGUAUAUAUAUAUAUACACACAAUGUGAUACUGUGUAAACAUAUAUAACAAUGUGUAAAUAUAUAUUGUCAGACCCAAACAUAUAUACGAUACAGUGAGAAUAUAUGUAUAACACAAUGUUGUAUAUACAGAGAUAAUGUGUACGAGACAUAUAUAUAUUUAUAUAUAUACACACAUAUAAAUAUACACACAUGUAUUUUAAAAUCAAGCGCCCCUUGUUUACCUCCAUCUUUCUUGCUAACAGUCUUCUUCUUCUCUUGUACAUUACUGUGCACCUUUAACCACCUGUAGAUCAGUGAAACCAGCAGCCGUUGAAGAAGUAUUCUGAUCCUUAACUGAAGUAAAAGUACCGAUACCACAUUGUGAAAAUACUCCACUACACGUUAAAAGUCCUGCAUUUUAAAACCUCAGUAGUAAAAGUAUGUAAGUAUUGUCAGCAAAAUGUACUUGAAGCUUUAAUGAAAGUAUUCAUAGUGUGGUAAAAUGUUCCCUAUCAGUGUUUUUCUAUUAUAUAUGAUGUUUCUGGAUUAAUUGUACUGCUGUAUUAAAGUAUAUGUGUACUGCUGUAGAUGUUUUUAUCUCCAUUAUACACGGUUGGGUAGUAGUAGUAGUAAUCUACAACAAUGCAUCAUAUUCUUGAUGAUAAUAUGUUUGUGUAGUUGUUGACGUGUAACAACUACACAACGUAGUAGUUGUUACGUGUAUUAACAACAAAGCUAAAUAAAAACAAAUUAAA
Messenger RNA from Anoplopoma fimbria (sablefish), 2306 nucleotides. RefSeq names its product phospholipid transfer protein (gene pltp). Gene Ontology annotation, molecular function: phosphatidylethanolamine transfer activity; ceramide binding; phosphatidic acid binding. Bases 75 to 1556 code for a protein of 493 amino acids. Gene Ontology annotation, biological process: phospholipid transport; high-density lipoprotein particle remodeling; ceramide transport. Lineage: Eukaryota; Metazoa; Chordata; Actinopteri; Perciformes; Anoplopomatidae. The record is from RefSeq and is a predicted model, not a curated record. The transcript is spliced from 15 exons.